AUGGAUAGGGAAUACGACCCUUUGGUGGAUCCACCAGCGGUUGUGCUCAAGGAAGAUCGGGCCAUUGAGUGGCUGAGCAAGGGAGCGCAGCCGUCGGAGGCGGUAAAACGAAUCUUCGACCGGGACGGCAUCUACGAGAAGAUGAACGCACCUGUGGAAGAGUUGACAGACGUUUCUGCCCCUCAAGCCAUUGUUGGUGUAAUCCUUGGCGCCCAUGGGGUGCACGGUGAAGUUCGCGUGCGCGUUUGGAGCGAAGUUCCAGGCCGUUUCGACCCGGGCCAAACUCUUUUUAUUCAAGAACAGAAACACCAGAUCCUGUCGUGCGGGCAAGGCCGUAAGGGGCUCACGAUACUCAAGCUUGAAGGCAUUGAAACUGAGAAAGCGGCUCAGGCCUUAACCGGGCAGGAGUUAAGCGCUCUGGCAGACGGAACCUCGGCUUUGUCUGAGGACGAGUAUUUUCACUAUCAACUGCUCGACAUGCGGGUUUUUACAGAGGAUGGAGAGGAUUUGGGCCUCAUUAGGGAAAUUAUUGCCACCGGCAGUAAUGACGUGUAUGUGGUUGCGGGGCCCAGUGGCGAAAUCCUGCUGCCCGCAUUGGCCCAGGUAGUCCGCCAGGUAAAUAUUCCUGACGGGAUAAUGACUGUCCGACUGAUGGAAGGACUUCGCUGA
This is a messenger RNA of Geodia barretti, 669 nucleotides long. NCBI's taxonomy places the organism in Eukaryota, Metazoa, Porifera, Demospongiae, Tetractinellida, Geodiidae. The record is from the annotation of a GenBank genome assembly.